AUGCGGCUCAGGACGUCAGUCAUUGUAUUUCGAAGAUGUGUGUAGACGUGGACGCCGAGUUGUCGAGUCACACACCUGGCUUUCCGGCGCUUAAUGUUUCCGUCUAUGUAACUUACGUUCAUAGUUUCCGUUGCAGGCUUCGAUUUGGGAGGCACCCCGAGUACCUCGACACAUGUGCUCUUCGAAAGCCCGAGACAGUUUACUGUUAUCUCCGUGGCACGAGUCCAGAUUGGGCGUAACCCGUCUAUGUCGAUUUAGAAGCUCUCCGAAUGGGUCCGUUAGCUACAAGUCAGAAAACUGAAUAUAUCUCUAUCCUGUUUUAUGAAGACGAUGAACUAGCAGACGUAGCGUAGACUUUCACCAUCCCCGACCGAGAGGACUUAAUAAGUGUCUUACAGAGGUACGCCGAGACGAUGAGAUACGCCACAAGCGAUAAGUAUAUAGACGCAUUCUAACGAUUUAUUACGGGACUCGUUACGUAGAGGCUCCUUCUAAACUAAGGUGACAAGAUUCUAGAGAAUACUAAGUGCAACAAAAACAUCGAAAUCACUCUCGAGCAUCCAACAGGAAAACCUAAGACCAUUGAGUUCAUCAAGAGACUGCCUGGAAAGGCAAGAGACGAAGAGAUCGAACUGUGGAUCCGGCGAGGUCAAUCUCCCGUGGACUUGGCG
This is a messenger RNA of Cladophialophora psammophila CBS 110553, 671 nucleotides long. RefSeq lists its product as uncharacterized. The annotation marks the transcript as partial. NCBI's taxonomy places the organism in Eukaryota, Fungi, Ascomycota, Eurotiomycetes, Chaetothyriales, Herpotrichiellaceae. The record is from RefSeq and is a predicted model, not a curated record. The transcript has a single exon.